AUGAUUGUGAACUACAGUAAGCCAGAGAUCCUAGCAACAUGAUUUGAGUCAAGCAUUAACCAAAGAAAAGAUUUGCUUACAUACAGAGAUGAAAAUCUUAUAACACUAAUAAACUAUGUGAAUACGAGUUUAAUGCUGACAUCGGCUGAUCAAAUCAAGGACGAUUAUGAGCUACUAGGACUUAUUGAUACUUAUUGAAGUGACCCUGCUUAUAUGCAAGUAAGGCCUAGUGCAAUUAAAGGCAACAAAUUAACAAACCUUAUCAGUGAAAAAUACCCGGAAUUUUUGGUAGGCGAAAAGGUAUUUUAUAAUGAUGAAGGAAGUGUAGUCAAGAUAUUUCAAGGAGAAAUAAAAUCUUGAAAGCAUUUUCAGCUGAGCAUUUGUAUGCUGCUUGAGCAAUCAUUUUUGAAAUGCCAUUAUACUAAAUUAACAAAUCAAGCAGAAAAAAUUGCGCAAAAACUUCUUUGCCAUGAGAAAGUUCCAAUUAAAAAGAAAAAGGAUAAAUUUCCCCUUGUGUAUAAAAAAUAUUUUUAAUAUAAUAAAAAGUAAAAAUGGAUUAGGUUAGGUUAAGGUUAUUAAAGUCAGGCGUUAGCCGUAUUGGUGGCGCAGUCACCAAAGACCUCCUGGACGGGAGGUUUUUACCGCUUUUCGACUCCAGCCCAGAAGUUCUAUACCCCAAUAGUGGGUGCAACUUCCGAUAGUUCUGUCUCCUCCUUGCCUUCUGGCUUCAGUCUUGAGUGGGCGGCUUAUUAUUUUCUACAUCCCUGACACGGGCGAUUAGAGUAGCUUGAUUCCAAGGAUAAACUCCAUGGAGUCUGCCGAUGCCGAAAUACCUUCCUUCAAUAGCUGCAGGAAAAAGACUACUCCCCUGCGGCCUGGGCCGAAAUCCCGCUUUUCGGUAGAGGAAUGCCCAUAGAUCUUCGGCCCCAAAAGGACAUUGUUGAGCACCUCCAUUUCCAACCACAGGAAAGGAGUCAAAUUUGUCAUGAUGCACAUCUCUCUUGAGCUUGCAAUUGAUUCUUGACUCGGAGUCCAUCCCGGUUGCCAUAGCAAUAAGGUUUGGACUGUUAGGCCUAGAGGGCAGACUGACAAGUGUCACCAUUUUUUAAUGUAUAAAAUAAAAAUGGAAAUUUGGAUUUUUUUAAAAUAAAGAAUAGAAGGGGUUAAGGUUGAAAUUGAAAAUCCACCAAUAAUAUAUGACGCCUGUAAUGAGGGCUUUAGCCAUUUACCCUUUUCACUAUCAUAAUAGCCUAUUUUUUUAACAAUUUUUUUAUAUAUAUUUAUCAAAUUUUACAAGAAAUGAAUAUAUAACUAUUUUUAAUGGGGGCCUGUAAUGUGAGAAAACAGUCAGUUGAAAAAGAAACUCUAAAAAAUUUAAAUUGUGAAGAAAUUGCUUUAAGUGAAAAAUCCAUUAGUCUCACAAAUGACACAUCGCAAGAAUCAACAGACAGUUGUAAUGAAGUUCAAAACAUAAUUAAUUCGCUUCAAAAUCUAACUGUAGAACCCGAGGUAAAUGUUCAGGUUGAGACAGAAGACUACUCGUCAUAUGACAUGAAAAAUUUAAUUUUUGAAGUUUUUAGUGAUAUUUCUACACAAGCUGACACUGACAUUGAAAAAGACAUAUUUGAAACCCUUAUUUUUAAUGAAAACAGUCUAGGAGGAAGGUCAUACAAGCUCAGGAAAAUUUAUUCCUCUAAAGCAAUUGUAUGAGAUGAAGAAAUGAAGCAGAUCCUUACUCCUUUGUUUUGAAGGUAUAAUCGUAAUAUUCGCGAUUUAAUAUUAGAUUAUGCUGCUAAUUAAUUUUGUAAAUAAUUAAAAAUGCAAAAAUUAAUUGAAAGAAUUAGCAAUUCUUAUAAUGAAAUAGAAGUUAUGAACGAUCCUUAUACAUCUUUUAACGAAUAUUCAAUUGUGAGAGACUACUAUCAAAAUAUACGAUACCCCUACCUGAAUAUGCCUCAAAAAUUUUAUAAUUUUAAUCAAUUUAGCUAA
This is a messenger RNA of Blepharisma stoltei, 1989 nucleotides long. The record is from the annotation of a GenBank genome assembly. NCBI's taxonomy places the organism in Eukaryota, Ciliophora, Heterotrichea, Heterotrichida, Blepharismidae.